Molecule: messenger RNA, 1068 nt
Organism: Plasmopara halstedii
Lineage: Eukaryota; Oomycota; Peronosporomycetes; Peronosporales; Peronosporaceae
Product: histidine acid
Exons: 2
Coding region: 1-1068 (355 amino acids)
Biological process (GO): dephosphorylation
Molecular function (GO): phosphatase activity
Source: RefSeq, a predicted model, not a curated record
AUGUCUACAUCUUCUUUGUCUAACCACAACGUAGCUUUACGUCAUGUUCUUGUCUUUCAUCGUCAUGGAGAUCGUACGCCUGUGCUUACGUCAAUAGGUACCAAGUUAAUGGUAACACCCGAGGAAAAAGAAUAUUGGGCUUCAAAAGUAGCGACACCAGAGCAGCUUGAGUUAUUGCAACAGACUGCAAAAGUUGUAGGUGCUGAUGAGUUGCAGCCUCCAGUGAUCAAUCCGUCAAAGGAGUCAGAGUUUCCUUAUGGAUUAUUGACUCAAAAAGGUGUUAAGCAUAUGAUAACGAAAGGACGAGCUCUGCGCCAGCGAUAUGGACAAUUAUUGACCGAAGACGUUAAGAUCGAGGACGUUUAUGUAUUGUCAAGUAAUGUUCCCCGUACUAUUGAGUCAGUCCAAUGUUUAUUGCGAGGAUUCUUUUAUAACGAUUAUCACCAGUCAAAAGAUGUCCCACAAUUUCUUGUGCGCACAUACAAGCACAAUGUCCUGGCACCUAUGCAUCCAUUGCAAGUAUUUCAUGAGAUUGAAAUCAUAGUACAUGACGAUGUUGUAGCGUUUAGAAGUGACAUUGAACGUGAUACUACCGAGAAGCUCAGUUUACAUUUACGAAAGUGUUUAGAAGUACCAAGCGAUCAGCCACUUUCUUGGACAGCAGUACGAGACGCAUUAACGUGCCGUGGAGCCCACGAUUGGCCUUACCCUGAGGGUGUAGACUACGAGAUUUUUAAACAAGUUGAAGCUUACGAUACGUGGCUUUGGCAACGUUUGUACCAUCGCAAAGAUUUUUGCUUUCAAGCUUUUAAAGAUGGUGUGAAGGAGGUCUAUACAUUUAUCAAAUCGAUAGUGGAAGGCAAGCAACCUGCAAAACUAUCCUUCUUUUCAGCUCAUGACAAUUCGAUUGUGGCGCUUCUGGGUGCUCUACAGAUUGACGUGGGGUCACAACUGCCCGAGUAUGGCACAACGCUAGCAUUUGAGGUAUAUGAUGACAUGACAACACACGAGUACUUCAUCACACCACGGUCAGCAGCAGGAUUCAAGAUGCUCAUAUUCACACUUUGA